Messenger RNA from Nicotiana attenuata, 855 nucleotides. RefSeq lists its product as uncharacterized. The record is from RefSeq and is a predicted model, not a curated record. Lineage: Eukaryota; Viridiplantae; Streptophyta; Magnoliopsida; Solanales; Solanaceae. The transcript has a single exon. Bases 1 to 855 code for a protein of 284 amino acids.
AUGGAUGCUAUUAUUUGGAAUGUAAGGUCUGUAAAUACGAUGCAAGCAUUUGAAAGGCUUGUAACAAUGCACAGAAAAUACCACUUUGAAUUUAUAGGGAUUUUAGAACCAAUGCAACAAUCAAGGAAAAUGGAGAAUUAUAGAAGGAGAAUUGGUUUGGCUACAGCAGUGGUGAACAUAUCCAAUAAAAUCUGGGCUUUUGUUGAUGAAGUAUAUGAAGUUACAAUUGUGUACAAUAUGGUGCAACAGCUCACACUUAGAUUAUUUCACACAGAAACUCACGUGGAACUCAUGCUUACAUUAGUGUAUGCAAAAUGUGAUGAGAUUGAGAGAAUUGAAUUGUGGGACUCUAUGUAUGCUAUGUCCCAAGAUAUGGAAGUUUCAUGGUUGGUAGGCGGUGAUUUUAAUGUUAUAUGGGAUGAAGAAGAGAAGUUUGGAGGUUUACCAGUCUCUUUAAAUGAAGUUGAUGAAUAUAGGCAUUGUAUAAAUACUUGUAACUUAACAGAUCUUGGCUUUAAAGGAAGCAUUUUUACAUGGUGGAAUGGGAGGGCAGAGGAAGAUUGGAUUUUCAAAAGGCUUGAUCGAUGUUUUGCUAACAUGGAAUUUCAGCAGUUGUUCCCUGGUUUAGAAGUUACUCAUUUACCUAAAAUAGGAUCAGAUCGUUGUCCAAUAUACCUGAAGUUUGACAUUGAAGCUACUCCUAUUAAGAAGCCUUUUAGGUUUCUAAAUUUCUGGGUAAAACAUGAUUCUUUUAAGGCAGUGCUUAAAGCUAAUUGGCAGGCAGACUUCUGUGCAGAUCCUUUCAUCCUUUUCAAUUACAAACUAAAGAAACUGAAGAAAGCUUUGUCUAGUUAG